Metschnikowia bicuspidata var. bicuspidata NRRL YB-4993 is the source of this 1047-nucleotide messenger RNA. RefSeq lists its product as uncharacterized. Gene Ontology annotation, biological process: mRNA export from nucleus. The coding region runs from base 1 to 1047 and encodes 348 amino acids. Gene Ontology annotation, molecular function: protein binding. The transcript has a single exon. The record is from RefSeq and is a predicted model, not a curated record. NCBI's taxonomy places the organism in Eukaryota, Fungi, Ascomycota, Pichiomycetes, Serinales, Metschnikowiaceae. Gene Ontology annotation, cellular component: THO complex part of transcription export complex.
AUGUCGAUUUUCACCCACUUGAAACAUUUGUCCGUCAAAGACUUUGACCGCACGGGGAAAAUCCUGCACUCCCCUAUUCUAUGCGUGUCGGUGAAUGCCGUCGGGUCCCGCGUAAUUAACACCAGGCUUGACCGGUCCAUUCGGAUUUGGAAGUUUUCUUCCAUGGCUCUCACAGAUCCGGUAAUAAUCGACAAUGCCCACUCAAAUCCUGUGCAAAGCAUUGCAUGGCUUCCGACUACAGAGACUACUUUUGCGUCUGCUGGCGGCGAUCUGGUAGUGAAAAUCUGGCGAGGCAAUGGGUCUUUAGAGAGAGACGUUUCUGUAGGCGGCCCUGGGUUGGGUCUCAAAUUUACCAUCGUGCUGUUCCUGCCGGACGGGACUUUAAUGCUUUCUGCGACAACAAAUGGCCUAAUUUACGUGUACGACGUCUUGGACAACUAUUCAGAAAUUACGCACAUCAGCAUCACAACUCACAGUGGCGACAUUGUCAAUAUUCAGUGGACCAACCGCGGCCAUGCGUGUUUUUUUGUGGGGCUUUCGACAGGACCCAUCCUUAUUUAUACAUACGACCAGGGCCGUCUUUCUAAGCUUCAUUCUCUUGUGGGAUGUCGUUCAGUCACGUGUAUCCUAGUAGAUCCACAGGGCAGAUACAUAGCGGCAGGCUCUAAAGAGGGAGUGGUAACUUUUUGGAGCACAGCAGAUAUGGUUCAUUCCCGAGCAUUGACCAGCAUUGACCAAGAAAUCUCUUCUCUUUCUGCCAACAAGGACGGAACCUUUAUAUUUGUGGGAUAUGGGGCCGGCAGCAACUGCCGUAUUUUCGACACCGAUUCUUUAACCGAAUGCUGUGAGAUCCCAACCUCCGCGGCGGGCGCAGAAUCCAAGCUGGCAGUGGCGUGGCUUGCUUCCAGAAAUGUACUUUUGUACUCUCAAGAUCUGGGCCGAGCUUUGGGAUAUGCAAGAAAAGAAGAUAGAAUCGAAGACGACCCACAAAGAAAAAUUUCUCAUGGUUAUCUGAAGUAUGGGCCAAGGUUGGCUUUGCGGAAUUGA